GAAUUUUUUUUUUGUUAAUUAAUAAAUUUUAAUUUAUUAGUCAUUUGAAAUAAAAAUGAGUGUUACAUUGAAAAAACGACGAGAUAUUAGUCUUGGUAGUUAUCGAGAUACAAAAUUUCAAGGAAGCCGACAAGAACAGGAAGAAAAACUCCGUAAAUCAACUACACUUUAUAUCGGAAACUUGUCAUUUUAUACUACGGAAGAACAAAUUUAUGAACUAUUCGGUCGAUGUGGUGAUAUUUGUCGUGUUAUAAUCGGUUUGGAUAAAUUCAAGAAAACACCAUGUGGAUUUUGUUUUGUUGAAUUUCAUGAACGUGAAGAUGCUCUCCGUGCUAUGCAAUGGAUCAACGGUACUAGACUCGAUAAUCGUAUCAUUCGCUGUGAUUGGGAUGCCGGUUUUAUCGAAGGACGACAAUAUGGCCGUGGAAAAAGUGGUGGACAAAUUCGUGAUGAAUAUAGAGAAAAUUUUGAUCCUGAUCGUGGUGGAUAUGGAAAAAUUAUAAAUAAAAUCCUUCCAGUCGUUGCACAAACAGGACCACAACAACCAUCUUCGACUACCAAAGAUUAAAUUGAACAUUGUUUCCACAUUGAUUAAUCAUUUGUAUUUCUAUUCAUUUUUUUCAUCUAAAAAAUAAAUAAAUUUCGUCAUCAUUUAUAAAAUUA
This is a messenger RNA of Dermatophagoides farinae (American house dust mite), 663 nucleotides long. RefSeq names its product cap binding protein 20 (gene Cbp20). Gene Ontology annotation, biological process: mRNA cis splicing, via spliceosome. Gene Ontology annotation, cellular component: nuclear cap binding complex. NCBI's taxonomy places the organism in Eukaryota, Metazoa, Arthropoda, Arachnida, Sarcoptiformes, Pyroglyphidae. The record is from RefSeq and is a predicted model, not a curated record. Gene Ontology annotation, molecular function: RNA cap binding.